Messenger RNA from Apodemus sylvaticus (European woodmouse), 3911 nucleotides. Its product is annotated as protocadherin beta-6-like. The record is from RefSeq and is a predicted model, not a curated record. The transcript has a single exon. The coding region runs from base 246 to 2600 and encodes 784 amino acids. NCBI's taxonomy places the organism in Eukaryota, Metazoa, Chordata, Mammalia, Rodentia, Muridae. Gene Ontology annotation, cellular component: plasma membrane. Gene Ontology annotation, molecular function: calcium ion binding. Gene Ontology annotation, biological process: homophilic cell-cell adhesion.
UGCAGGCUAAGCGUAUGAAUAAAGGGCUUUGCAGAUGCCCUGGAAGCCAUUACUGAGAAUCAGAACUUACACCACUCCCUAAAAGAAGGUAGCGUUCACUUUGGAUCUAAGGAAGCGAUCUCCAGAGAAGGCAUAGCUCCAACAGGAAGCCGGAGAGUAAAAUUUAAUUCUGCUAUUUCAUUAAAACACGUGUGUGGAUUCUAACGCUUUAAAGACUCUGCACAGAUCUGGAUCCAGUGUGAACAAUGGAGACAGCGCUAGCAAAAACGUCACAGCAAAGGCAAGUUGUUUUUCUUACUAUGUUGUUGCUUUUGUGGGUGUCUGGUUCUGAGGCAAUUAAAUAUUCUGUGCCAGAAGAAACAGAGAGUGGUUACUUGGUGGCUAACCUAGCAAAAAAUCUGGGGAUCAGGGUUGGGGAACUGGCCGCUAGAGGGGCACAAAUCCAUCACAGAGGAAACAAAGAGCUCUUGCAGCUGGAUGCAGAGACAGGAAAUCUGUUCUUGAAGGAAAAAUUAGACCGUGAGGUGCUGUGCGGGGCGACAGAACCCUGUGUGCUGCACUUCCAGAUCAUACUGAAAAACCCUGUGCAGUUCUUUCAAACUGAAUUGCAGCUCACAGAUAUAAACGACCAUUCUCCAGAGUUCCCUGAUGAGAAAAUGCUACUAAAAAUCCCUGAGAGCGCCCAGCCAGGGGCCAUGUUUCCUCUGAAGGCGGCUCAGGACCCUGACACAGGGAGCAACGCUGUACAGAACUACACAGUCAGUCCCAACCUCCAUUUCCACGUCGUUACUCACAGUCGCUCAGAUGGCAGGAAAUACCCAGAGCUGGUGCUGGACAGAGCCCUGGACAGGGAGGAGCAGCCUGAGCUCACUUUAAUCCUCACUGCUCUGGAUGGGGGUGCUCCGCCCAAGUCUGGGACGACCACGGUUCGAAUUGAAGUCGUGGACAUCAAUGACAAUGCUCCUCAGUUUAUGCAAUCGCUCUAUGAGGUGCAGGUUCCUGAGAAUAUACCCCUUGAUGCCUUGCUUGUCACGGUCUCUGCCAGGGAUUUAGAUGCUGGGAUAUAUGGAAAUAUAGCCUACUCUCUGUUUCAGGGAGAUGGAGAUUCCCAACCAUUUGUAAUAGAUGAAGUGACAGGAAAAAUCCGUCUAAGCAAAAAGUUGGAUUUUGAGGUAACUCCAUCCUAUAAUAUGGAAAUCGCAGCCACUGAUGGAGGGGGCCUUUCAGGAAAAUGCACUGUGGCUGUACAGGUGUUGGAUGUGAAUGACAACCCCCCAAAGCUGACCAUCUCCACACUCUCAAGCCCUAUCCCUGAAAACUCCCCGGAGUCUGUAGUUGCUGUUUUCAGUGUUUUUGAUCCAGAUUCUGGGGACAAUGGAAGGAUGGUGUGCUCUAUUCAGAAUGAACUUCCAUUUCUUUUAAAGUCCACACUUGAGAACUAUUAUACUUUAGCAACAGAGAGGCCACUAGACAGAGAGAGCAGAGCUGAGUACAACAUCACCAUCACUGUCUCAGACAUGGGCACACCCGGGCUCACAACCCAGCACACCAUAACAGUGCAGGUGUCUGACAUCAAUGACAACGCCCCCACCUUCACCCAAACCUCCUACACCCUGUUCGUCCGCGAGAACAACAGCCCCGCCCUGCACAUAGGCACCAUCAGUGCCACAGACUCAGACUCAGGCUCCAAUGCCCACAUCACCUACUCGCUGCUGCCGCCCCAAGACCCGCAGCUGGCCCUCGCCUCGCUCAUCUCCAUCAAUGUUGACAACGGGCAGCUAUUUGUGCUCAGGGCACUGGACUACGAGGCCCUGCAGGCCUUUGACUUCCGCGUGAGCGCCACAGACGGAGGCUCACCCGCGCUCAGCAGCCAGGCUCUGGUGCACGUGGUGGUGCUGGAUGACAAUGACAAUGCGCCCUUCGUCCUCUACCCGAUGCAGAACGCCUCUGCACCCUGCACAGAGCUGCUGCCCAGGGCGGCGGAACCUGGAUACCUGGUCACCAAGGUGGUGGCUGUGGACCGCGACUCUGGCCAGAAUGCCUGGCUGUCCUUCCAACUGCUCAAGGCCACAGAGCCCGGGCUGUUCAGCGUGUGGGCGCACAAUGGUGAGGUGCGCACCACCAGGCUGCUGAGCGAGCGCGAUGUGCCCAAGCACAGGCUGGUGCUGCUGGUCAAGGACAAUGGCGACCCUCCGCGCUCUGCCAGCGUCACUCUGCACGUGCUAGUGGUGGAUGGCUUCUCUCAGCCCUACCUGCCUCUGCCAGAGGUGGCGCUGGACCCUACACGCGACGAAGAUUAUCUCACACUGUAUCUUGUCAUUGCCUUGGCAUCCGUGUCUUCUCUCUUCCUCCUGUCUGUGCUGCUGUUCGUGGGGGUGAGGCUGUGCAGGAGGGCCAGGGCGGCCUCUCUGGGAGGCUGCUCUGUACCUGAGGGACACUUUCCUGGCCACCUGGUGGACGUCAGCGGUAUGGGGACUCUGUCCCAGAGCUACCAGUAUGAGGUGUGUCUGAUGGGGGAAUCUGGGGCAACAGAUUUUAAGUCCCUGAAGCCCAGCAUUCCCACUAUUCUGAUCCCAGACAAUUAUAUGUUGAAUAGUUAAAAUUACAGAAAAGUCUUAAGUGGCAUUAAGAGAAGGAUAAGUAGUAGUUGCUUGGAUGUCGGUAUUUUUCUUGUAGUUAGUAAUAUUUCUUUGAGAUUAUGUUUUAUUUCAAUGUGCUUUUACUUUUUACAUAAUCAAUGUUUCAACUGUCUCCUGACUUAUUAAUGCACUCUUAGCGUAUAUUUUCUGUCAUUCAGCAGGAAGUAAAAUCUUUACUCAGCUAGUGAUAACUGAAAUUGCUUUAAAAGCUCAUCUAAUGUAGUGUAUUUGGCACGCAACGUAGAAUGCCAAACAUUUUCAAAAUUUAUCGGUAACAGUUUCUUCUCUGAUUUUUCUUAGAACAUAUACUAAUUAUACAAUGUGGUGGAUUUAUUGUGAUGUUUGCAUAUAUGUAGAUAGUGUGCCUUGUUCAUACUCAUCCCUAAUCAUCAGCCUCCCUUGUGGUUUCACAAUGUCCCUAAAACUCACCUAGAAGUGAAAAAGUUCUUCUAUUGUCAUUGUGUGCAGCUAUUGUUCCAUUCAUUUUCCUGGAUUCUUCUUAAUGGAUUAGUAAAAUUACAGUGUGUAGAUUUUAGGUAUAGUUCAGUUGGUAGAGUGUUUGCUUAGCAGGCACAACAUCCUGUGUUUGAGUGCCAGCAUCACAUAGCAUGUUUAUUAAGAUCAUCUGAGUUAUAUGAGUGUCUUUCAAAAUCAAAACAAAAAACAAAACUGCACUUUACAAAUAAGUACAUUUUCUGUAUUCAUCAAUAAAUCAAACAAUCUUAAACUGUUUCCUCAAUAGUUAAGUAAAAUGUUAAUUACAGAUGUUUUCUUUGAGAAACAUAACAGCAGUUAAGAGCACUGACUGCUCUUCCAAAGGUCCUGAAUUCAAAUCCCAGCACCCAUAUGGUGGCUCACAACCAUCCAUAAUGAGAUCUGGACUCAUUUCUUCUGGACUGUCUGAAGACAGCUACAGUGUACUAAAAUAUAAUAAAUAAAUAAAUCUUUUUAAAGGAAAUACAACAGUUUGAGCUCUUUUAGAAACAAUAGACUUAGCCCAUCUCUUUAUUGACACUUGUUAUUCACAGUUUUGAGACAGGGGGUCUCUACUAGCCCUGGCUGUCCUAGAAAUCAUUAUGUAGACUGAAUUGGCCUCACAGAGACCCACCUGCUUCUGCCUCCUGAUUAUGAGAACUAAAGACAUGCACCACUGCACCCAACAGCAAUUAAUAUUCAAGAUUUUAUUUUAAAUAUAGACCAAAGUUUAAAACCAUUGAUAAAUCCAUUGGAUUGCUUUUUAAGCAUUUAGUCUACAGGAUUGUUAAAAGCAUA